AUGAGCAACGUUUACUUCGACGUUUCUGCCGAUCAGGCACCCCUUGGCCGCAUCACCUUCAAGCUGUUCGACGAUGUGGUCCCCAAGACGGCUCAGAACUUCCGUGCCCUUUGCACUGGCGAGAAAGGAUUUGGAUACGCGGGAUCUGGCUUCCACCGUGUCAUCCCUGACUUCAUGCUUCAGGGUGGUGACUUCACCAAACACAACGGCACUGGUGGCAAGUCUAUCUACGGAGAGAAGUUCGAAGAUGAGAACUUCCAGUUGAAGCACACCAAGCCUGGUCUGCUCUCCAUGGCCAACGCUGGUCGCAACACCAACGGCUCUCAGUUCUUCAUCACCACCGUUGUCACCUCUUGGCUCGAUGGCAAGCAUGUCGUCUUUGGCGAGGUCGUCGAUGGUUUCGAUAUCGUCAAGAAAAUUGAGUCGCUUGGUUCCUCCAGUGGAACCCCGAAGGCCAAGAUCACCAUUGAUAAGUCUGGAGUCGUCUAA
This is a messenger RNA of Penicillium maclennaniae, 489 nucleotides long. Its product is annotated as peptidylprolyl isomerase. Gene Ontology annotation, biological process: protein folding; protein peptidyl-prolyl isomerization. NCBI's taxonomy places the organism in Eukaryota, Fungi, Ascomycota, Eurotiomycetes, Eurotiales, Aspergillaceae. The transcript has 4 exons. The record is from RefSeq and is a predicted model, not a curated record. The coding region runs from base 1 to 489 and encodes 162 amino acids. Gene Ontology annotation, molecular function: peptidyl-prolyl cis-trans isomerase activity.